Molecule: messenger RNA, 815 nt
Organism: Camellia sinensis
Lineage: Eukaryota; Viridiplantae; Streptophyta; Magnoliopsida; Ericales; Theaceae
Source: RefSeq, a predicted model, not a curated record
AUCAUGAUGAUCACUUUGUGCUGGUGCAUGGUAUCAGUGGUGGAAGCUGGUGUUGGUACAAGAUCAGAUGCUUGUUGGAGAAUUCAGGCUACAAAGUCUCCUGCAUAGACCUCAAAGCCUCCGGAAUCGAUCCAUCCCAAGUCGAUACCAUUCUUUCUUUCCAAGAUUACAACAAGCCUUUCAUGGACUUGAUGUCUUCCUUGCCUGAUCAUCACAAGGUGAUAUUGGUAGGACACAGUGCAGGAGGGCUGAGCAUAACAGAGGCAACACACAAGUUUGGAGAGAAGAUAAGAUUAGCAAUCUAUUUAGGAGCCACAAUGCUAAAAACUGGGUUUUCCACAGAACAAGACGUCAAAGACGGAGUGCCGGAUUUAUCUGAAUUUGGUGAUGUGUAUGAAGUAGGGUUUGGGCUAGGGACAGAUCAACCUCCAACAAGUGCACUUGUCAAGAAAGAAUUUCAACGCCAAAUUAUUUAUCAAAUGAGUCCUCCAGAGGAUGCAACUUUAGCAGCAAUGCUUCUAAGACCAGGCCCAAUUAAAGCAUUAGUAUCAGCAAAAUUUAAUGCAGAGGACGAUAUGAUUGACAAGGUGCCACGUGUAUACAUCAAGACGGUGUAUGAUAACGUGGUGAAACCGGAUCAACAAGACGCGAUGAUCAAGAGGUGGCCCCCAUCGGAGGUGUAUGUCUUGAAGAGCGACCACAGCCCAUUUUUCUCCGCCCCUUCUCUCCUUUUCGACUUGCUCGUUAAGUCCCUUCAUCAUGCUUCUUCCAUGGAGCCCAUCUAGUCUAAAACUUUGGGUUUUGAUUGAAAAAAA